GGUUGGCGGAGGCCGGGGACUGGACGGGGAGGAGACUGGAGAUGUGGGGUGGUACAAUGUGGCGCUGCGAGGUCCUCUGCACUCACAGGACGCAUGAGAGCUGGUGAAGGUCGGAGCUAAUUGGACCGAAGUUAGUGUUGAAGUCAGUCUACCUCCCAGAGUGACCAUGAGAGUCCUCCUACUAAUCUGCAUGCCAGUUCUGCUGCUCGCCCAGCUUCAGUACCCAGACCAGUUUCCCUUCCUGGAGGACUAUGGGCCGGAUUACUUUCCAGAGAACCCAGAGUCUGCAAACCAUGACUCUCUUCCUGGAACCUACCAGCAGCAGGUUCAGCUCCAGACAGUGGUCCGUCCUGAGAAAUCAGAGCUGGAACCGGAGACGGAGCCCACGGAGCCGGGCCCUCUCGAUUGCAGAGAGGAGCAGUAUCCCUGCACCAGACUCUACUCCGUCCACAAGCCAUGCAAGCAGUGCCUCAACAGCCUCUGCUUCUACAGUUUGAGACGGGUGUAUGUCAUCAACAAGGAGGUUUGCGUGAGGACCGUGUGUGCGCACGAGGAGCUGCUCAGAGCGGACCUGUGCCGUGACCAGUUCUCUCGCUGCGGGGUGGCGGCGUUGAGCGGCAACUGCGCGUCGCUAGGAGGGAGCUGCGGCAAGAGCUGCGGUGGCUGCUGAUGAUCAGGGACGCUACCUGCCCAGAAACUGCCGCUUUUUUCCACCUCCUCGUCCUCCACAUCCUUCUUUUGAUUUGCCUCGCUUCGUCUUAUCCUCAUUUACCCUCCACUCCCUCCUCCGAACAGCUCAUUACUCUUGUGCGAAAAAUCACUUCUGCAUUUGAUAUUCUUCGUUGUGUUUCUGUCUGCCAGUAAAUCCUGUGUGUAGGGAUGAAUAUUCACCAAAGAAAACUGAUGAUUGUAUAAAUCACUGGUGCUAUAAAAACUUUUAGAGGUGCACAUAAAACCCUGUCUUUUUUUAUUUUUUAUUUUUUUUGCAUAUUGUACCUUAUUAAUCUCAUGCUUUGUGUUUGUUCAUACGUUACUGUACUUGUGUUGAAAAGCAGUCAUUGUCGUGAUGAUCAACUCAGCAGUGUCGACCACUGUGCACUGACAUCAGACAGAACUAAUCGAUACCCAGCCAUGGACUGUCUCACUGUAGAAGAUCAUGAGAUAUGUGAACAAGCAGGUGGUGAGUGACCUCAGUGUUUGUACUACUGCCCUCCGGGUGCGUGCUUAGCGGCCGAGCAGUGGCAACCAGUGCUUUAUAAAGGCAUCUCACAAACAGCCUCUGUACUACUGCUUUGUAAAACUGUCACUAUAAAGUAAAAAAUAAACCUUUUUUUUUUUUUUUUUUUACUGCA
Molecule: messenger RNA, 1352 nt
Organism: Mugil cephalus (flathead mullet)
Lineage: Eukaryota; Metazoa; Chordata; Actinopteri; Mugiliformes; Mugilidae
Gene: mfap2
Product: microfibril associated protein 2
Exons: 9
Coding region: 167-670 (167 amino acids)
Biological process (GO): embryonic eye morphogenesis
Cellular component (GO): microfibril
Source: RefSeq, a predicted model, not a curated record